AUGUGUGCCACUAUCGAGCCAGCUCGCCGCAGGUGCUUCAGAUAUUUGCUGCUGACGCUGCUUGCCUCCCCAGCUGCACAAGGAGAUUGGCUUGCGGAGAACGACGAAUGCCAGGAUGGCACUUGCGCUCUGCAAGCGCUCCAGCUGUCAGGCAAGAAGAGGUAUGAAGACGGCCCUCAUCCGGCAUUGUGUGACACAGCCAUUGUUGAGGAGACCUGCACGGGAGUCAACAAGCUGACUACCGAGUACUACAACUCCACGACUGACAGAUCCACGCAGGUGGUGCAUGCCGCCGAGCUUUCGGAGCAAAUGAUGGUUUCACGCCGCUCCAUUCGAGAGUUUCUGCAAGGAUUGGGCCUCAAGAACAAAGAGGACGAUCCGAAAGCCCUGGCGAGAAAGGCGUUCGCGGUGGACUGCGUAGAGCUUUGCGCAGCCGUGGUGGACAGCAUUCCCUCUGCUCGCCGGCCACCAACAUCAGAUAUUGCGUGCUACAUCCCACACGGUCAGACGAAAGCCAUCUGCGACAUUGAUGUCUCAGACACAGCGCUCGGAGCCAGCACAAGGAGCACGCUGGAAGACGAUCUGCCGGCAGAGCAGGUCUAUGGCGAGGGAAGCCAGGAGCUGGCAAAGCGAGAUGAAGCCAACACUGACGUGGCCAAGUACAAGGAGCUUCUCGCAAAUCAGAUGGCAACGACUCCUGACGACCUGGCGGUGUUAGAUGCGUUGAACUAUCCGGAAGCCACGGCAGAUGCAAUCAGGGUCGCCAUCGCGAACCUCUUUCGCAUCUACCCGCUGAACAAUAUCCAGGUGUCAUCUGCAUCCAGUGCAACCUCCUUACUGGAGACAGCCAGGGCGAACUGGCAGGACCAAGUCCAGAAGAAUGCCAUCCGGGCGCAAGCGUAUAUGGCAACGGCUACGCGUUCCAUCGCCACUGCCAAGGCAGAUGAUGAGCUGGCGAGAUGGUUUGGGAAAGAUGACGUCCCGACAAAGAAGGAAGUGAGGCGGCUGCUCAACCAGGUGGACCAGCUGCUGUCGAACGUGGAGUAUGUGUACCCGGGCUCACAGUGCACGGAGAACAGAUUUGCCUAUGUCAUCCCGAGCCCACCACACAACAUGAACGAACGUGGACAGUAUUUGUUUUACCUGUGUGACAAGUAUAUGAAUGUGGACUCGGCAGAGCAGGUGGAGACUUUAGUACACGAAGGCUCUCAUCACAGGAUGUCCCUGCGGGACGACGUUUGCCUUGAAGGAUCCGGCUCGGAUUGCCGAGUAGCCUACGGGAGAAUCGCUUGUCAGAGCUUGGCAGCGAAGGAUCCGAAAUCUGCCUUACUCAACGCGGACAACUUCGCCUUCUUCGUGAACGAUGUGCAGCCAAACCCUCAACUGCCGAAAUGCCCGACAACGAAGCGGUGUACGGCGGAUCCCACCUGCGCCUGCGACAAAGGCCUCUACCAGAAAGAGGUCAAGACGACCACUGGCGCAGUUUGUUACCAGUGCUCCAAAGACAAGCCCGUGUCGAACGGCAAGAAGAAGAAAAAGCGUGUGAGUGCAGACGGCCUGUGCGACACCACCAACACCGGCGGGACCUGCAAGCUGUUCCUUUGCAGUCGCACCAGAGGGCCUACGUCCUGCUCGGGUGGCCAGUGCGUUUGCAAUGCCGGGCUUUGCGCCGAGGAUGGGUACUGCAUGCCCCCGCGUGCGGGUGUGCUGGGAAGCGGGCCAGACCCAUCCCAGGAGGGCUGCGAUGUCAACACUGGAGGCAGCUGCAAAUUCUUGUGGUGCUGGCAUGGGCGAGGUCCAACAGUGUGCAAAGACGGGCAGUGUAUCUGCCGGGAGGGGUAUUGCAGUGAGGAUGGCAACUGCAAGCCCCAGCUCGCUUGA
Molecule: messenger RNA, 1881 nt
Organism: Symbiodinium necroappetens
Lineage: Eukaryota; Dinophyceae; Suessiales; Symbiodiniaceae
Source: the annotation of a GenBank genome assembly